Messenger RNA from Verruconis gallopava, 1146 nucleotides. RefSeq lists its product as uncharacterized. The transcript has a single exon. Lineage: Eukaryota; Fungi; Ascomycota; Dothideomycetes; Venturiales; Sympoventuriaceae. The record is from RefSeq and is a predicted model, not a curated record. Bases 1 to 1107 code for a protein of 368 amino acids.
AUGGCGUCUCCCACUCCGCCACCGAAAGUGUUCGUGAUAGGCGGCACGGGCGCGCAAGGCCGGCCUGUGAUCAGAGGGCUCGUCCGGGACGGCGCGUACGCCGUUCGGGUGCUCACGCGCGACGCGAGCAGCAAGUACGCGCGGCAGCUCAAGGCGCUGAGCCCGUCGCUCGUCGAGCUGGUCGAGGGCACUUUCGCGGACGAGACGGCGCUCCGCAACGGGCUGCGCGGCUGCGCGUACGCGUUCGUGAACAUCGACGGGUUCAACUGCGGCGAGAAGGCGGAGGUGUACUGGGCGAUUCGGACGUACGAGCUCGCGGUCGAGAGCGGGCUGCGCUUCUUCGUGUACGGCAACCUGGACUACGGGCUGAAGAAGGGCCAAUGGGCGUCCAAGUACCGGUGUGGGCACUACGAUGGAAAAGGGCGAGUGGGCGAGUGGAUCUUGCAGCAGAACAGGCAGCUUGGGAGGAGAAUGGGUGCAGCCCUGUUCACCACAGGGCCGUACAUCGAAAUGACCAUUGCCAAAGAUACACCCAUGUGCCCGACGAUAGAGAACGGCGUGGUCACGUGGAGGAUGCCUUUGAGCGACGGAGCGGUGCCGUUCGUGGCGCUGGAAGACUGCGAGUACUACGUGCGCUGGAUCUUUGACCACCAGGACCAAGCGAACGGGAUGGACCUCGAAGUCGCCGUCGAUCACAUAGGGGUUGCCGAGCUGGCGGCAGCGUUUGCGAAGGUGACGGGCCGGCCAGCGGUGUACGUGCCCGUGAGCCUGGACGAGUACUGGACGGACGGCGUGUUCGCCUCGCGAGCCGACCGGGUGAGCGGGUACAACUCCGACCGCGCGGAUGCGGCACACAUGCUCGUGAGGGACAACUUCACCGGGUUUUGGAACCUGUGGAGGGACUCUGGCGGUAACAAGGGCGUCGUCCGACGAGAUUACGCUCUGCUGGAUCGGAUUCAUCCCGGCAGGAUUCGAAGCGCCGAGGAAUGGUUUGCGCGCGAGGAGAAGAGAGGGAGAGAACAAGGGCUUGGAGGUUUAUGGGAUAGGGUUAACGCCAUGAAGCCUGUUCUAAAGGACGUGGAGGACGGAAGGAGGGGAAGGCUAUAAGAGGCUUGGGCCGCCGUGGUGGAAGUCCAGCGGUGACAG